GACGAUCAUUUACACAUUUUAGUAUUUUGAAGGUACUCUCAGUCAUCAUCAUCCCGCUUUUGCAUCUCCAUCAGAGAUAAAGAAACAAAAUGAAGCCGUUAUAAGAUUGAUAACAUGAAGGCAAACGCUCCACCGACGCCAAGCCGUCGCUAACAUCGACAUGCUAACAUCGACAUGGAUAUGGAUUAUUAGAUUUAGGCAGCCUUGAUUUAAAAUCCGAACUUGACCUUUCGUCUUCACUCUUCCAGCUGUCCGACCAGAGUUUCGACUCUCACCUUCGUUAUAAUAGACUGCAAUUAGUUGUCGCUUACUUUCUUUAUAUAAUCAUCUCGUCAGAAUCGCAAAUUAGCACUGGUCCCUCUUUAUCCAGCAAAACCCAACUGUUCAGAGGCAGUAAACGCUACGAAUAUACGUACAGCGUCUUAUACCUUUGAAGCGACGUAGAAUAGAGUAGGCUCUCACGAUGGCAGGUAUCGUAGGCAGCCAGAGCGACAGCACGUGCAAUACGCACAACGCCCUGCGCAACAUAACCUCCUACGCCUGCGGCGUGACUUUCGGGUUCAAGAGCACUGCGGAUCCGCCGCCGGACAUGCAUUACGGGGUGGUGUCUCUGAAGGAAUGCUGCGACAUGGCGAACCGCCCCCUGAUGCGCAUACCGGGCAACACGGGCUGCGAGAUACAGUUCUGCGAGCUGCCCGAGAGUACAACCUCUACUACUCAGACGGUCUACUACGCCUACGCUACGGGCUCCGGUACCGCCGCCGCGACGCCGCCACCGUACGUCACAGAAGACGUCCAUAUCGGGCCACCCGGCGACGUCGAGUCUUGCAUGCGCUUCGUCUACGAGCGCGACGUGCCCGAGAACAUCGCCAAGGACAUCGCUUUCGCGAGCAACUGGUGUAUCGUUCGUAUGUACGACGACGAGCUACCCGAUUCUGAAGUAUCUGCUGCCGUGACGGCCAGCCCUGCGCCCCCGAGUUGGACGACCGCGGCGAUGGACCCGUUUGAUGUCUACUUCUCGACUAAAAGCGCCGCCGAGGCGAGCGCGACCGCGGCUCCUAAGUCGACGAGCGACGGGCCCAAGAGGUAUGCCGAGCAGAGUACGUUAACGGGGGUCAAGAUAUGGGCGGUUGUCGCGCUGGCGACGCUUGGCCUUGUUGCUGCAUUGUGAUUUUGACUGAAAGACGCAUAUAUAUAUAUAUAUAUAGGUAUAUAAGGAAUAGUUACCAUUCUUUAGUGCAUAAUACUCAUGAC
Messenger RNA from Daldinia decipiens, 1254 nucleotides. RefSeq lists its product as uncharacterized. The coding region runs from base 464 to 1171 and encodes 235 amino acids. NCBI's taxonomy places the organism in Eukaryota, Fungi, Ascomycota, Sordariomycetes, Xylariales, Hypoxylaceae. The record is from RefSeq and is a predicted model, not a curated record. The transcript has a single exon.